AUUCAAUUUGGUAAAACGAGACCCAUGCGAUCGUUUCGACACGGCGUCUCGAUUCGCCUUGCAUCGAUCACGAGAGAAUCGAGUGGACACGGUGUUGUGCGCUUCGAAGGAAUCGAGUUACCGGUGGAUGAAGGAAAGCGGAGAGGAAACGGAUACCCGGACAACGACUAUGACCAUGGGGAUCGAUCGUCGAUCGAGCAAAUUUUCUUUAAUUAUCAUUCGUCUCGAUCGACGAUAGGCGAUUUUUCCCUCUCUUCCUCCCCCCGACCCCCUCCCCCAAAUAUUUAGGAAUAAAAGGAGAUAAUGUUGGAACUGGUGGAGCGAAAGGCCGGUGGGAUCUCGUGGCCGAGUUGUCGAGGUGAAAACUUGGAAUCGGUGGGCAAAGAUCCGAAGGAGAUGUUGUUNGGGCAAAGGGACAAAGCUUGCCCGAGGGGGGGCAAACGAUGGAAGAGAAAGAACGGGGGAGGUGGUUUACUGUGCUCGUUGGGCCAGCUGAGAUGCAGCCAUACCUACUACACCCCUGACACGUUGGGCACGUGGAAAUUUCACAGGGUGUCUCGUCCAAGAAGCCAUGAGGGGAUGAGCACUGGCGUAGGAGAUGGAGCUGGUGGAGGCGGUGGCGGUGGGGGCGGAGGCGGCGGCGGCGUGCAGGGAAGUGGAGGCGGAAGAAAUACACCACCCCAUGGAUCACCCACCCCCAUGGAUAAGGCGACUUUGAAAGUCCAUCUGCCUAACGGUGGUUUCAACGUUGUUAAAUUCGGUGAUGCGAUCGAUGUGAAAGGUAUCAUCACUUUGGUGACUAGUCGGCUAGCGGUUGGAACCAGACACUAUCAUAACCUUUACGCCAUGAGACUGCAUCAUCCUGGAUCGGGGGAGAGUUACUGGUUGCAUCAGGACACGACCAUGUAUCAGGUUCAAGAAAAGUACGAAAAGAAACAUCCUCAUUGCGAAUGGAGGUAUGAACUGAGAGUACGAUACUUGCCACAGAAUCUCAACGAUCUGUACGAGAAGGACAAAGUGACCUUCUAUUAUUAUUACGAUCAGGUUCGAAACGAUUAUCUGUGCGCGAAUCACGCGGCUCUCGAUCAGGACGUGGCGGUGCAAUUGUGUUGUCUAGAAAUUCGCUACUUUUUCAAAGACAUGCAACAGAUCGCUCUCGACAAGAAGAGCAAUCUCGAGUACCUGGAACGAGAGGUCGGCCUGCACAAAUUUUUACCACGAUCCGUGUUGAAUGGAAUGAAACCAAAGGCGUUGCGCAAGCUAAUACAACAACACUUUAAAAAGGUUGCGGUAUUGUCGGAGCUAGAAUGCAUGUUCAAGUUCUUCGAUCUUCUGCGUGCUCAUUAUAGAUUCGAUCAGGAGAGGUUUAUAUGCGCUUUGGGGUCGAGCUGGUCUAUACCCGUAGAACUAGUCAUUGGACCAGAUUUAGGCAUAUCUUAUAUGGCUCAUAGAGGUGGGACGGUGCCAACGAGAAUCGCGGAAUUCUCCCAGAUACAAUCUAUCCAAACGUUGGUAUCCGAUUGCAAGGAACACGCAAAAGCCUGUAUUAAAUUAAGAAUAGCCGGAGCUGCUGAAACGCUUAGUAUCACGUGCUCGAGUCUAGACCAAGCGGAAAGUCUGGCGGAUUUGAUCGACGGUUAUUGCAGACUUGUCACUGGAACCAAUACCUCGUUGUGGAACAGAAAAGCUGCAUCGUGGAAAAAUUAUCCCUGUCCAUGCAAAGAUGCUCAUCCCCCAAAAUACAGACAAGACGGUUCCAAUAGUCCGGAGAAAAACGUAAGCAAAACGGGGACUAUUUUGUCGGAGGACUAUAAAUUGAAACGAAUUUUUUUCUUUCAGAGGAUCGUACAAUCACAGUUAUUCGAUAGCAUCACAGAAAAUUUCAGCAGUGGUAUUGACGAUGAACAAAAAUUAUUAGAACAACGACUUUUAGAACAGCAGCGUCAAUCGGAAGAAGAUAGUCGUUGGUUAGCAAGAGAAGAGAAACGUCUAUCCAUUGCGACGAGUGGAGAUGAAAGCGCGAGUCCUCCAGUUCCACGUUCGGUUACUCAAUCACCAAGUCAUGAACAGCAUGGCGCUAAUACUGGUUCUAUAGGAUCUGAUAAAAGUACCGAAAAAGUAAUCGUUGUAAAGAAAAUGGAACCUACACCAACUGCCGAUCUAGAUAGGACGAACGAUAAAGUAUAUGAUUGUACCACUAGCGUAGUUCGUGCAGUAAUGUCUUUAUCUCAAGGUGUUCAACAAAGCAAGGCUGAUCAAUAUUUAGAAUUAGUACGUAAAGUGGGUAUCGAAUUGAGAGCGUUACUUUCAUCUGUCGAUGCUUUGAUGGAUAUAUUACCUAUAUCUGCUCAUCGAGAAGUAGAAAUGGCGCAUAAAGUUCUUAGUAAGGAUAUGGCAGAACUUGUAACAGCUAUGAAACAAGCUCAAAAAUAUAGUGCUACUACAUUAGAUGCUGAAUAUCGAAAAGGGAUGCUCUCAGCGGCUCACAUUUUAGCAAUGGAUGCGAAAAAUCUUUUAGAUGUAAUCGAUUCGAUACGUAUUCGUUAUCCAUAUGUAGAUAAUCAGAUUUGCCAAAAUCAAAAUCAUAUUAAUACUUCACAAGAAUCGAUGUCAGAAAAUCGUAUUCGUUCCAGUCAAUCUGGAGAACAAUUUCUAAGGAGAAGUCAAUCGAGCGAACGUCAAGGUACUACGUUUAGACAGAGUCAAAGCGGUGAUCUUUUACAUAGAAUGGGUCAAUCCGUCGAUCGUUCAUUGCAGGGUAGUCAAACUGAUAUCAGCAGCGGCUCUAGUUUAGAAAGAAGGCAUCAUAUCGUUACUAAUAGUCUUGAACGUAAUUCAACAACAAGAAGACAAAUGACAACAAAUAGUUUAGAAAGAAAAAGACCAUCAUUAUCUUGUAAUAUCAGUCCCAUGAAUAAUUCGGUUAAUUUGCCACCAAUGGUACCAGUUACCUGCAAUUUAGUCCAAACAGUUGGACCUGUUAUUCAUCCAAGUCAAACAGUUACAACAGGUAUUAAUCAACAGUCAGUGUUUACAACUAAUAAUAAAACAAAUGAAAAUGCAACAACUGAUAGCUAACAACGAGGUGCCUUUGCAUUAAGGAAAACUUCGAAG
Messenger RNA from Apis dorsata (giant honeybee), 3114 nucleotides. It is a transcript of the gene Fak, whose product is annotated as focal adhesion kinase 1-like. Gene Ontology annotation, molecular function: protein tyrosine kinase activity. The transcript has 17 exons. Gene Ontology annotation, biological process: signal complex assembly; protein phosphorylation. The coding region runs from base 304 to 3078 and encodes 924 amino acids. NCBI's taxonomy places the organism in Eukaryota, Metazoa, Arthropoda, Insecta, Hymenoptera, Apidae. Gene Ontology annotation, cellular component: cytoskeleton; focal adhesion. The record is from RefSeq and is a predicted model, not a curated record.